Molecule: messenger RNA, 1155 nt
Organism: Fulvia fulva
Lineage: Eukaryota; Fungi; Ascomycota; Dothideomycetes; Mycosphaerellales; Mycosphaerellaceae
Product: V-type proton ATPase subunit d
Exons: 3
Coding region: 1-1155 (384 amino acids)
Biological process (GO): vacuolar transport; proton transmembrane transport; vacuolar acidification
Cellular component (GO): vacuolar proton-transporting V-type ATPase complex; proton-transporting V-type ATPase, V0 domain; fungal-type vacuole membrane
Molecular function (GO): proton-transporting ATPase activity, rotational mechanism
Source: RefSeq, a predicted model, not a curated record
AUGGCCGAAGGCAUGUUCUAUAAUGCGACAAAUGGCUACGUCGAAGGCAUCGUACGUGGCUACCGAAACACACUCCUCUCUGGCCAAAACUACGGCAACCUGACACAAUGCGACAACAUCGAUGGUAAGCAUAUGUAUACGGCAGAAAAUGGAGGCAGGGCUGACUUGGCCAAUACAGACGUCAAGCUACAACUCGGACCUGCGUAUGGCGACUACCUCGCAGCACUCCCUCCCAACCCUUCCACAUCCGCUCUCGCCGACAAGACACUUGAUAAACUCGUGGCGGAGUUCAGAUAUCUCCAAGCGAACGCCACCGGAAGUUUGGCAAAGUUCAUGGAGUAUCUGACAUACGCAUACAUGAUUGACAAUGUGGCACUCCUCAUUACUGGCACACUUCACGAGCGCGACACAAAGGAACUCCUCGAACGAUGUCACCCGCUUGGCUGGUUCGAGACGAUGCCAGUACUCUGUGUGGCCACGAACAUCGAAGAGCUGUACAACUCAGUCCUGAUCGAAACACCUCUUGCGCCAUACUUCAAGGGCUCUAUCAGCCACCACGACUUGGAUGAGCUCAACAUUGAGAUCAUCAGAAAUACGCUGUACAAGAACUACCUAGAAGACUUCCACCGAUUCGUGAAUGAAGAGCCAGGCAUUGCGGGUACACCAACACAAGAGGUCAUGAGCGAGGUGCUGGAGUUCGAGGCGGACAGGAGAUCGAUAAAUAUCACAAUCAACUCGUUUGGUACGGAGCUAUCGAAGCAGGACAGGAAGAAGCUCUACCCAAACUUCGGACGUCUACACCCAGAGGGCACCCUCAUGCUGUCUCGCGCGGAUGAUGUGGAAGGCGUAAGGAUAGCUGUCGACGGCGUACACGACUACAGGACAAUGCUUGAUCAGACCGGCAUGGGUGGCGGCGGAGGCAUUGGAAACCAGUCUGGCGGCGUUGGAGGCGACGAUGGCAAGAGCUUGGAGGACCUGUUCUACCAAAAGGAGAUGGAGAUCUGCAAGCUGGCCUUUACAUACCAGUUCACACAUGCUGUCGUGUAUGCAUGGGUGAAGCUGCGGGAGCAGGAAAUCAGGAAUAUCACCUGGAUCUCGGAGUGCAUUGCGCAGAACCAGAAAGACCGGGUCAACAACUAUAUUAGUGUGUUUUAG